Cantharellus anzutake is the source of this 929-nucleotide messenger RNA. Its product is annotated as Triosephosphate isomerase. NCBI's taxonomy places the organism in Eukaryota, Fungi, Basidiomycota, Agaricomycetes, Cantharellales, Hydnaceae. The transcript has 6 exons. Bases 44 to 802 code for a protein of 252 amino acids. The record is from RefSeq and is a predicted model, not a curated record. Gene Ontology annotation, molecular function: triose-phosphate isomerase activity. Gene Ontology annotation, cellular component: cytosol. Gene Ontology annotation, biological process: glycerol catabolic process; glyceraldehyde-3-phosphate biosynthetic process; glycolytic process.
CAUAUCGCUGCAUUUACACAUUCUAGUACUCAUUUUCCACGCCAUGGCUCGCAAGUUUUUCGUUGGAGGCAAUUUUAAAAUGAACGGAACGCUUGCGUCCCUUCAGAAGCUGGUCGCGGAUUUAAACAGUGCCCAGCUAUCGAGCGACAGUGAGGUGGUCAUUGCCCCUCCUUCUCUCUACGUCCUUCCACUCAAGGAGCUAGUCCGCAAAGACGUCGCAGUCGGGGCCCAGAAUGCACACAUCGAAGUUAGCGGAGCAUUCACGGGGGAGAUAUCCCCGAAACAGCUUCACGAAGAGGGCGUCCCAUGGGUUAUCCUUGGACACUCAGAGCGGCGCUCGCUUUUCCACGAGUCGCACGAAAUUGUGGGAAAGAAAACCAAAGCUGCAUUGGAUGUUGGUCUCAAUGUUAUUUUGUGCGUUGGAGAGACUUUACAAGAGCGCGAGGCUGGGAGGACUAUUCAGGUAGUUGAAAGCCAGCUUGUUGCCGUUGCGAAGGAAAUCAAGGAUUGGAGUAAAAUUGUCAUUGCAUAUGAACCUGUAUGGGCUAUUGGUACAGGGAAAGUCGCCACUCCUGAACAGGCCCAGGAAGUUCACAAGGAUAUUCGAUCUUGGAUUGUUCAGAACAUCGGGGAAACCGUAGCUGAAAGCAUUCGCGUCAUCUACGGUGGGAGUGUGACUGCGGCGAACUCCAUCGAACUCGCAAAACAACUCGACAUUGAUGGAUUUCUUGUUGGCGGCGCAUCCCUCAAGCCCGAAUUCGUCGACAUCAUCAACUCCAAAAAUAAGACAAAUAAGCUAUGAGUCCUCGGCUGAAUGCCAUGAGCAUUACAGAAUUUUAGAGACAAAUAAAACACAAAUGUAAACUAGGUAUUGUAAUGUCAUAGGUAGUACAGAAUGCAUACGAACGGAAGAGAUUCUAAAGACACCG